AUGCGGGCCAAUUUGAAAAUCGACCAAAAUUACCAUAUCGACAGUGAAGGCAUCUCGUAUGUCGCUAUGCAGGGCCCUCGUUUCGUUUACAACUUCUUAUACUACUCAGAAUACGACCGGAACUACUUCAUCGACGACAGCCUAGAUCGCGGGAACAUCCCAGGCUGCGUGUUUACCAUUCCAUAUCCGUUUCCCCAAUUCAUGAAUAACCCCCAACUUGCAAACAAGCAUCCUUUCCGGCACCCCGCAGGCCAAUAUGAGCUCGAUCUUGAGAGGUUUGAACAGCAAGUCGAAACGCUACCCAUGGAGAAACGUCCUAGUGGCUGCUGGAAAAUGAGCUAUCAACAUUUUUACAAAGAUGAUGUUGAUGAUGGACGAAAUUACCUAUACACCGCAUUUACCAGGUGA
Molecule: messenger RNA, 408 nt
Organism: Aspergillus mulundensis
Lineage: Eukaryota; Fungi; Ascomycota; Eurotiomycetes; Eurotiales; Aspergillaceae
Exons: 1
Coding region: 1-408 (135 amino acids)
Source: RefSeq, a predicted model, not a curated record